GCCACGGAGCGAAGUCCGAAUCCGAGCCGUUUGAUUCGUCGCGCGCCUUUAAUUGCUCCAGCUGUGCCAACCCGUCACCACCACCACCCCCACUUCUCCCUCUCAAUUCACCAACGAGACCGAAGAAGAAGAAGAAGAAGAGAGAGAAAGAAGAGAGAGAGAGAGAGUGAGAGAGAGUGAACUCCCUCGACCUCGAACCCUGCGAGAUGAUUUAAAUUCGGAAAAUUCAAGUAUUCAACUCCUCUCCUUGUAAUACGCAUCGGUUAUCUCUCCCUCUCCCCAACCGAGCUAUUAAAAAAAAAAAAAAAACACACAAAGUAUAGUGUUUGUGUUUGUGGGGGAGAACGAGAACGAACACUGUUUGUAUGUAUUAAUUCCUACCACCCAACCCCAAAAACCUUUCUUUUUUUUUUUUUUCUUUUUCUCGUAUCAGCGCCCCAAUAUUUGCCGAUAUUUCCGAGCGCGGCUCCUGCGAGAGGAGAAACCACCAAAAGAGCUCUUUUUGAGCGCCCAAAACCAUGCCUUUUAGCCCCAAAACGCAUGCCCAUUUGUCGGUUUCUUAUUGUUGUUGUUGUGUUGCGGUGGGAGGAGUAGAGCACUUGGUUUGAGCUCGCAGAAGAGGGGAGAAAACAAAAAAACAAGACAAAAAAGGGAAAGAAAAAAUGGAUUUUGGCGACGACCAAGAAUGCUCGGAUGCGCAGAGGAAGAAGAAGAGGUACCACCGCCACACUCCGAUGCAGAUACAGAUGCUCGAGGCGAUGUUUAAGGAGUGCCCGCACCCUGAUGAGAAGCAGAGGAUGCAUCUAAGCAGGGAGCUGGGGUUGGAGCCUCGGCAGAUCAAGUUUUGGUUCCAGAAUAGGAGGACCCAGAUGAAGGUUCAGCAUGAGAGGGCCGACAACUCCACUCUGCGGUCGGAGAACGACAAGAUUCGGUGCGAGAACAUCGCGAUGCGCGAGGCGCUCAAGAACGUCAUCUGCCCCUCCUGCGGCUCCUACUUCGACGAGCAAAAGUUGCGAAUGGAGAAUGCUAGAUUGAAAGAAGAGCUCGAUCGAGUUUCCGGCUUGACAUCGAAGUAUCUCGGAAGACCCAUCACUCAGCUUCCUUUGAUUCAACACUUGGCUGCUUCGUCAUUGGAUUUAUCGGUCGGGGCGCUUGGAAACCCCACAAUUGCCCCUUCGCUCGACCUUGAUCUCCUCACCGGGAGUGGUUCUGUCACCGUUCCGCAUUUCCCGACGGCGGUGCCUGAGAUUGAGAAACCUAUUAUGGUGGAGAUGGCUACUAAUGCAAUGGAGGAGGUGAUUAGGCUCGCGCAAACUGAUGAGCACUUGUGGGUAAGGAAUGGCGGUGACAGAGGAGAGGUCAUGUGUAUUGAAACCUAUGAUAGGAUGUUCCAGAAGCCCGAUGACCGGUAUAGGGAUCCGGAUAUCCGCAUAGAGGCCUCAAGGGAUUCGGGCUUAGUGCUCAUGAAUGCAACGGCGUUGGUCGAUGUUUUCAUGGACGCGGGCAAGUGGUUGGAAUUCUUGUCCGCCAUUAUUUCCAAGGCUAGGACGCUCGAAGUCCUCGCGACUGGGAUGGUUGGAAGAAGCGGAUCGUUGCUUUUGAUGUAUGAGGAACUGCAUGUGCUAUCGCCGGUUGUGCCCACGCGCGAGUUCCACUUCCUGCGUUACUGUCGGCAAAUCGAUCAGGGUUUGUGGGCUAUAGCCGAUGUUUCGCUAGACUUAAAUAGAGAGAAUCAGUUCAAUUCGCCUUUGCGGUCUCGGAGGCUCCCUUCCGGCUGUUUGAUUCAAGAUAUGCCCAAUGGAUACUCCAAGGUUACUUGGGUGGAACACAUGGAAAUUGAAGAGAAAGUUAGCACUCAUCUACUCUAUCGGGAACUCAUCAACAGUGGGGCGGCAUUCGGAGCUCAACGAUGGCUAACCACUUUGCAGCGAACAUGCGAAAGAUUUGCAGGCCUAAUGGCUACUACCUCUAGGGAGCUCGGAGGAGUUAUUCCCUCGCCGGAGGGGAAGAGAAGUAUGAUGAAGCUCUCGCAGAGGAUGGUCAACAACUUUUGUGCUAGUUUGAGCUCAUCCCAGAUCCAGCGGUGGACGAUGCUAUCCGGGUUAAGCGACGUGGGUGUUCGCGUCACAGUUCAUCGAAGCUCGGAUCCUGGCCAGCCUAGCGGCGUCGUUCUGAGCGCUGCGACCUCGUUGUGGCUACCAAUGUCGUGCGAGAGGGUCUUCUCUUUCUUCAGAGAUGAAAAUAUGCGGCCUCAGUGGGAUGUUCUCUCGAGUGGCAAUCCGGUGCAAGAAGUUGCUAGGAUAUCAAACGGUUCGGAUCCAGGGAAUUGUAUUUCGCUACUUCGAAACUUUACACUAUUUGGAAAUCAAACACAGGGACUGAAUUCGAGCCAGAGUAGCAUGCUGAUACUACAAGAGAGCUGCACUGACGCGUCGGGCUCUCUCGUGGUCUACGCACCCAUAGACAUCCCGGCCAUCAACAUCGUGAUGAGCGGCGAGGACCCGUCGAACAUUGCGCUCCUCCCCUCCGGGUUCACCAUUCUUCCUGACGGUCGAGCUGGUGGGGUUAGAGGGGCCUCGACGAGCUCGAGCGCGCACCAAACCGGGUUCAAUUCCUCUGGUUCGUUGCUCACCGUUGCGUUUCAGAUACUCGUCAGCAGCCUCCCCUCGUCCAAGCUCAACGUGGAGUCGGUGGCGACGGUUAAUAACCUCAUAAGCACAACUGUGCAGCAAAUAAAGGCUGCUUUGAAUUGCCCCAGUGGCUGAUAUUGAAUCUCAGCUGCAGCACAUCAGAUGAAUUUCAGUGGCUCUUUGAUGCGGGAAUCGAAUUAAAGUGGAGGAGAUUUUUAAUUGGUUCUUUAUUUUCAUUUCUUUUUAACUUUUUUGGGUUGGUUGGGAUCUUCAAUGAGCUCAUCAAAGAGCUGGAAUUAACUGUGGUGUGCUUGCAGCUUCUGCUGCUGCUGCUGCUGCUGCUGAUUCUGCUGAUGCUGAUGCCAUAUAUAAAUAUGUUUCUCUCUUCAUAAAGAUGAAGUUCAAAGGGGUUCUUAACAAGGGUCGUGUUGCAUUUACGCUUAGGAAGCUUUUAAAAAGGAAGUCAAGAACGCACCAUGCUUGUCUCUUUUCCUUGCUCUCGAUAACUCCUCGAUCCCUUUUUUUCGCUUCCUUUUUUUUAUUUUUUUUAGCUUAGUCCAUUUUCUCACUCUUAUCUAUGUCUGUAUUUCUCUCCCUACAUGAAGCAAGGAUGUGUGGUUCGGGUAUUGACUUCUGUUCAUUAACAUUAACUGAUGAGCAAUUCGUACAGUUCCUAAAGUUCGAGAAA
Messenger RNA from Ananas comosus (pineapple), 3318 nucleotides. RefSeq names its product homeobox-leucine zipper protein ROC8-like. Gene Ontology annotation, biological process: regulation of DNA-templated transcription. The record is from RefSeq and is a predicted model, not a curated record. Lineage: Eukaryota; Viridiplantae; Streptophyta; Magnoliopsida; Poales; Bromeliaceae. The coding region runs from base 663 to 2765 and encodes 700 amino acids. The transcript is spliced from 10 exons. Gene Ontology annotation, molecular function: DNA-binding transcription factor activity, RNA polymerase II-specific; lipid binding; DNA binding.